GGGCACAGCACACUUUAAUAACUGCAAGGCAAGCACGCCAUACACUCGCGAGGAGCGCCGGCUUGAAUGCCGUCCGGCGCGCUCGACAGUGAGAGGUUACAGCUCGCGGGCAGUCACGUGACGCGCUGUGCCGCUGGCUGAGGGGGUGCGAUUAGCAGAUUUUUCUAUUUUGUACAUACGCCAUUUUGUAUAUACUGUACGGCGAUGACCUCAUUAGGCGAUCGAUCUUGGGGCCCUCGGGACAAAGUUUUGCCCACAGUGACACAAGCUUCACAGACUCAGAGACAGAUUCAGGCCACAGCAGAACAGAUCAGGCUGGCCCAGAUGAUCUAUGACACAAAUGAUGCAGAUUUUGAGGACAAAAUCAAACAGCUGAUGGAGGUCACAGGAAAGAACCAAGACGAGUGUGUGUUAGCACUACAUGACUGCAAGGAAGACAUUAUCAAAGCCAUCAACUUCCUUCUGGAAGGGAGCUCAGAUGUGACUUCAUGGGAGACUGUGGGACGGAGGCGUGUCCCUGGGAAGGAAAGCUCCUCUACAGAGAACAAGGAGAACCGGGAGAAGAGGAUGGACAAGGAGGCCCCACGGGGUCGUGGGGAGGCAAACAGGAGAGGCAGGGGGGCCAACCACAGCCAGGAGGGUCGCGGACGGGGUUCAGCCCGUGUGGGCAGCCGCUUUUCUGCACAGAGAAUGGGGACAUUUAACCCAGCCGACUAUACCCCAGACUCAGCCAAAAGGCAGGUGGAGACACAAGGCACAGGAUCAUGGCAAAACCCGUUGGAUGACUGGGCUGUGGAGGACUGGAAUGAAGAUCUGUCUGAGACCAAAGUGUUCACUGCAUCUUCUGUACCUGUGACUGAGCACCACGCCACUGCUGCACAGAGUCUGGAUCUGGCCUCUCUGCUUAAGAAGCCAAAUGGAGAGCUGGAGCUGGACAGCACAGAGCCCCACUCCCCCCAGGCCUUGGGCCAUAGCCUGGUGUUUACCAACUCACAUCAUCAGCCGCCCCCCAAUGGAGGCCCUGCCCUCAGUUAUGCACAUGCUGCCCUGUCCUCUGUCUUGGGUGUGAGCUUAAGGGAUGUUGAUGUGCCAAAGCUGAGUCCUUCAGCCGCAGUGCAGACUUUGGAGCAGAUGAAGGAGGUGGGGCCAAAUCCUUGCCAGCCCACCAGCAGCACUGCCAUAGACUCUGUAGCGUCACAUGGACGUGGGGCCUCAAGUUCCAGCUCUUCGUUCCAACCUGUGGCUGCCCAGUUCAGUAGGGACUUUGGGACCCAGCCAGAGCCUUCCCUGGUCUUGAGUCAGCUGACACACGGGCAGCAGGAUGUCGGCUCUUGCACAAAGCCCAGUGCCUCGGCACAGCUAGCUAGUCCAUCCAUCCACGUCGUCCCUUCCACCCUGGAGUCCUCUAAACCCAGAGAUUCGGAGGGAUCUUCCUCUAGUGGCAGGUUUGACCCCUUGACCACCUGUGUGCUCGAGUCCCAGGUCUGCUCUACACAACAGAGGCAGGCAAAGAUACAGAAACGCAAGAUACCUCCAGCAUCAAAGAUUCCUGUAUCAGCAGUUGAGAUGCCCGGUUUGGCUGAUGUCUCUGGGCUCAAUGUGCAGUUUGGAGCUCUGGAUUUUGCCUCAGAACCAGCGUUACCGGUGCAGAUCCAGCCAGAAAAUGGUCCCAACAGCAGCGUCCCAGAAGCGGCACCAGCACCACAUGCUCAGAACCUGCACCUGAGACCCCCCAUCAGUUAUCACCAGCCUCCUGUGUCUCUGUGUGAUCUUCCCUCUCCCACCCUGAGAAGUUCUGGACCUGUGUACUCUCCCCCCUUCACCCCUGGUUUUGAGGGGAGCCUGCCCCCCGAUUCCCGCCCGGCCUACCCCCACAGCCCGGACCCCAACCCCUCUGUUGUCUCGAAUGUAUGUCAUGGUGCCAAGACGUCACCCGCAGCAGACUCUCUACCCAGCACUACCACCCCCAAAGCAGACUGUCCCUCUCAGGUUCCUUCCAGUGGUACAGCUGCCCCCUUGGUGCCCACAGACAGCAGCAUGCUGCCCGUCCGGAUUCCUGAAGCACUGGCUGACCACAGCAGUGCCAUGUUAAAUGGAAGUUCUUCCAGCUGUGCCUCCUCCUCUGUAACAAACUCCAGUGUGGACACCCCAAACUGCCUGCCCCUCCUAUCAGGGUCAGACCCUGGGGCUGUCAGUGGUUGGGCCGUGGGCUCAGGCGGCCUCGGUCUGAUUGGAAACAGGGCAGCCGUGCCUUCAAUGUGUCGCACUGCACCACUGCCACCAUCAUCAAAUAAAGCCCCCCCAAACCUCACACAGGGGGUGUCACCGCUGCUUACCAGUCAGUACAUCGUAGGCCCAGGGGGGCUUCUUCCUGCAUACCCGCAGAUCUAUGGCUAUGAAGACCUCCAUGUACUACAGUCCCGACUCUCCAUGGAGUACUAUGGGAUGGCUUUUCCAAACCCUACUGUGCCGCUUUCGAGCAGAGAUGGAAAUCUACCCAAUAGCUCUUGUUCAGGUGAAGAAACAAAGUUUGGGAGGGCUGACUCGCCAGCCCCGGCCUCCACCAUGUUGACACCCCUCCCUCCACAGCCAGCACCUCCUCCCCAGAACCAGCCGCAGAACCAGAGCCAUCAGCAGCCUCACCACAGCUCCCAGCAGACCUUUCUCAACCCAGCCCUACCCCCUGGUUACAGCUACCCGGGCCUACCUUACUACCCCAGUAUGGCAGGGGUCCCCGGCACCUUCCAAUACGGCCCCACCGUGUUUGUGCCUCCUGCCUCGGCCAAGCAGCAGGGAGUGGGGCUCGGGGGGGCCUCCGGGCCUUUGCAGCAGCAUUCGUACGGCUCAGGGUAUGACAAUCUGACGCAGGGCCCCCCAGGCACAGGGGAGUACAAUAAAGGAUACAAUGGUCUCUCCCAGGCACAGGCAAAAUGUUCUGCUGCAGGUUCAGGAAAAGUCAUCUCUGUGACAUCCAGCUCUGGUGCAGCCGACAGUAGUGGUUCAGUUUAUAAGACCCAGGCCUUUGAUGGGCAGGGUUUCCACACUGGGACAACGCCACCGUUCAGUCUGCCAUCGGCACUGGGCAGUUCUGGGCCCCUGAAUCCAGGGGGAGGCCCAGGUUAUACUCCAGCCCCCUUCCUCCACAUCCUCCCAGCGCACCAGCAACCCCAGGGCCACCUGCUGCACCAUUCUCUGACGCAGGACAACCAGGGUAGUCAACGCACCCAGUCCAACAUGUCCCAGGCCACCAAGGCUACCUAUGGAAGCUCCCCUUACUGGGGCAACUGAGACAUGGCAAAGGUAGAACAUGAAAUGUGAUUCCUGUAUUUUGUGCUGAAGGGUAUUUUUAUGAAGAACCAGCCCAUGACAGGCAUUGUGACUGGAAGGACAGUCUGACUACACAACUGACCAAGCAGGAACACCACUGGGAGCUUCACUUUUUUCUAUGGACUGAAGUUAAGAAUAAUAUUCCUGGUGGAUGACAUGCCUCCCUUAUGGUCGCUCACCAAUAAAAGUUGAGCUGUU
Brienomyrus brachyistius is the source of this 3525-nucleotide messenger RNA. RefSeq names its product ubiquitin associated protein 2a (gene ubap2a). Bases 205 to 3288 code for a protein of 1027 amino acids. The record is from RefSeq and is a predicted model, not a curated record. The transcript is spliced from 27 exons. Gene Ontology annotation, molecular function: protein binding. Gene Ontology annotation, cellular component: nucleus; cytoplasm. Lineage: Eukaryota; Metazoa; Chordata; Actinopteri; Osteoglossiformes; Mormyridae.